Messenger RNA from Amphimedon queenslandica, 414 nucleotides. RefSeq names its product nuclear pore complex protein Nup155-like. The record is from RefSeq and is a predicted model, not a curated record. Gene Ontology annotation, cellular component: nuclear pore inner ring; nuclear pore. Bases 100 to 414 code for a protein of 104 amino acids. Lineage: Eukaryota; Metazoa; Porifera; Demospongiae; Haplosclerida; Niphatidae. Gene Ontology annotation, biological process: RNA export from nucleus; transcription-dependent tethering of RNA polymerase II gene DNA at nuclear periphery; protein import into nucleus. Gene Ontology annotation, molecular function: structural constituent of nuclear pore. The transcript is spliced from 4 exons.
CUCUAGUUUGAUACACUGUUGAGGUAUUGCUUAAGAUCUGAUGAUGAGUUGUUUCAUGUAACCCUCUACUCAUGGCUCCUCAAUCGCCCUGACCCCACCAUGAGGGAAAGACUCAUUCAGAUCCAGUCUCCAUUUGUUGAGGAUUUCUUAAAGUACACUGCCACCCUCCAGCAGGACAACACUCCUCUGCUGGACAUUCUCUGGCGUUAUUAUGAACGGAAUAAGAACUAUAUUGCAGCUGCUAGGAUACUGGACCAGCUCGCCAGAAAAGAAAGUGUUGAGCUGACCCUCUCUAGAAGGCUGGAGUACAUAUCCAGGGCGGUGAUGUGUGCUAAGAGCUGUGGGUCUGUAUCCAGCGUCAGUGGAGAGGGAGAGUUCCUUCAUGAACUGGAAGAGAAAAUGGAGGGGCCCUGA